Messenger RNA from Sphaerodactylus townsendi, 1913 nucleotides. RefSeq names its product Fas activated serine/threonine kinase (gene FASTK). NCBI's taxonomy places the organism in Eukaryota, Metazoa, Chordata, Lepidosauria, Squamata, Sphaerodactylidae. Gene Ontology annotation, cellular component: mitochondrial matrix; ribonucleoprotein granule. The transcript has 8 exons. Gene Ontology annotation, biological process: regulation of mitochondrial mRNA stability; mitochondrial RNA processing. Gene Ontology annotation, molecular function: RNA binding. The record is from RefSeq and is a predicted model, not a curated record. Bases 144 to 1733 code for a protein of 529 amino acids.
CUCCCACCCGGGGCCGAGGAGCGGAAGCGGCCGCCUUCCUUCCUUCCUUCCUGCCCUUCUCGCGCGCGCGCGGCCUGCCGGGAAGCAAGAUGGCGGCCUGCAGGCCAGCUGCCGGCGCCUGAGUCGCCGCGGGCCCCUCCGCCAUGCUGGCCCUCCGGCGGCUGGGGCCAGCCCCGGGCCGCCUCCCCGCGCGCCCUCCUGCCGCCGCCGCCGCCCUCCACGGCCCGGGCCUGCGGGCGCUGCUGGAGCGCUGGCGGGCGCGGCGUCCUGCUCCCUCGCCCGGUGUGGCGGCGGCGGCGGCGGCGGCGGCCCCGAGGAGAGCCGGCCCGCCCGGCGACGCCGCCCUGCAGGCCCUCUUCAGCUCGCCGCCCUUCUGCCACCGCCGCCCGGCCCGCUUCGCCCGCGCCUUGGCCGGCUGGCUGCCCGGCGCGGUCGAGGGCCUGAGCCCGGCCACCCUGGCCCUGAUCGCCCAGUACGUGGCGCGCCACCGCCUCCGCCAGCCGCCCCUGCUCGACGCCAUCGCCGCCUUCUUGCUGCCCAGGGCCCCCCGGCUCCACCCCAAGGUGAUCCAGAAGCUGGUCUUCCCCUUCAGCCGCACAAACUACCGGCCCUGCAACCACGCGGAGCUCUUCCCUCAGCUGGAGUCGGUGCUGCUGCAGAAGGCGGCCACCUCGCCCCUGGCCACCACCAACAUCCUCAUGUCUCUGUUCCAGCUGCGCCACUUCCCCCUGGCAGUCCUACACCAGGUCUUCUCUCCAGGCUUCCUUGACAACGUCACCAGUAGCCCCUGUGGGUUGAUUGUGCGCCGCUACCUUUCCCUUCUGGAUGUGGCCGUGGCCUUGGAGGUCCAUGAAUAUGAUGGGCCCCGCCUUGAUCCCCGAUUCCGUGUCUGCAUGUUUGAUGGUGCUCUUACUGCAGACAAGGUCAACAACAAGUACAGCUGUAAAGGCCUGGUAGCAGAGGCUCUGUGGCAGCUUGUGGGAGAAGAAGGCUAUCGGCAGGAUGAAGUGCUGCCCCCGGGGUAUUGCACAGAUUUCUUGCUCCAGUUCUCUCAUUCCGGUGCUCUACUCCCACGAUCGUCCUGGGCUGGAGCCCCCCUUGAAGCCCUCCAGACCCUGACUGGACGCCCUGUGCUGGAAACACGGAGGGAGCCGCUCUCCAGGCCGCAGGGGCUGGACAGCCGUCCCUUGGCAGGAAGACGCUUUUUGCCAGAGGAGAGCUUGCACUCAUGGGCCCCCCAGGGUGGUGGGUGGAGUCAGGGGGAGGAGCCCCACACAGCUGUUCUGAACAGUUCUCUGGCUGCGUCUCUGUGUGGCACAGCAGAAUCAGCCACCCGCUUCCGUCCCCCCACCCUGGGCACGGAGCCCCAGCAGCCCCUGCCAGCACCAGCAACCUCCCCAGAAGCAGCGCCGGACGGGACGCAGAAGGCUGAGGCGAUCCACAGAGUGGUGCUGUCUGUUAACGACGAAUGGCAUUAUUGCCAGAACUCAGCUGUGCUGGUGGGCUCUCGAGCGAUGCGUGAUCGGCACCUCCGCCUGUUAGGCUACAACCUGGUGCAGGCUGAGGUAGGCUUAGUUCUGAGAAUUGUUCUGGAGGAGAGGAAACUUCACUGCCGGCCUCGGCCUUCUCCUUCAAUGCAGUUACCCUACAUGGACCUGCAGCGGGUGAGCGGCGUGGAGGGGGUCAAGCGGUACCUGAGCCAGAAGCUAAGAGGCCUGUGGAUCCAGGCAUGAACUUGUGGAGGAGGAGGAGGCUACUGUUGCAGAAGGGGAUGGAGGGAUGGCUGGACAGCAGAAGGCUCAGCGGCCACAGUUCAUGCAGGGGGGCACCUCCCUCCCUGGUGGGCAAGGAGGCCAGAACAGGUCAAGGGGAGAGAAGGAAAUGUGCAAUAAAGUGGAAAGUGGGGAAACUCA